UUUAAAUGAACUGGCCACACUGUGCCAUGGUGCUUUCAUAACACAGUCGUGUGUUCGAGUGAAAAUUCGAAAAUUUUAGAUUUUAAGUGAAUUUAGUUGCAUUUCCUGGCAAAAAUGUUGAAACAAGUGUUGAGGACCGGUUACGGAUAUCGACCGUUCAUAACCACGUACAGAAACUUCCUAUCCGAAGCGUAUCUCUGUCGAGAUGCAUGGCAGGCACGUCUCGCCACACCGAUUCUGGCCAAGGUAAACCAUGAAGCGCUCUACUACGAGCUGGAGCAAAAGUUCCAACAAAAGAACAAAGUUUCCGCGAUCGAUAUCGACAUCUACGCCAACAAGCUAGUCGACGAUUCGCACAUCGACGAAGUGGCCGACUUGAUGUACAAAUUCCGCAUGACCGAGGAGGCUUCCAGCGUUCUGCAGUCGACGGCGCAUGCCAUUGCACGGAACUACAUCGAGCACAGUCACUACGGACAGCUGAUCGAGAUGCUGGACAAUAGGAUCGGCUAUGGAGUGUUCCUGGAUGAUUUCACCGCAAACCUAGCGCUGGACCGAUUGGUCACCACGAACGAGUUCAAAUGGGCAGCACGGAUCAGUACGCUGCUGGCACUGCAAGAGGACUUCACCAAUCCCAUUACGCGAUCGCUGGCCACCUACGGUACCUAUCGGUACGUCGAAUCCGGCGAAAAGAUCGAUCAUUUUGAUGAUUUGAUUCCACCUCCCCCACUGGACCCAGCCGAGGUCAAGAAGAAAAAGAAGGACGAGAUCAAGGUUCGGGUGAAGUUCCUGCGGAACGAGUUCUUCGACGAUCACUUCGACCUGCGAGAUUCGAAUCUGCUGCUGGGCAAGACGUUCCACACGUUAGGGCUGAGCCAUGGCCCGGGAGUGGUGGGAGACAGCUGUCGUCUGUUGGGAUUGGUGUUGCACGAAAAAUGGGCUAAAGCUGCUGAAUUGAUGGGUACAAACUUGGAAUUCAACGCCGAUGUUGUCAAGCUGGUGAGGACUUUUGUGGACAAAGUGGAGAACAAGGAGGAUGAAGAGUACAGCAAACUGGUGGAAGCACUUGGCAAGUUUGAGGCCAGUGGUAAGAUGAACAACGCCAGUUUCGAAAAGCUUCUGCUGGAUGAAGUCAACAAGAGUGUGGCCGAGAAUGAACAACGCCAGAUCGCAGAACAAGCUAAGAUCUACAGUGACUGGUGUGACGUCCGCCAGCAGCGGCUGGACGAAGAGCUGGCCCGGUUACAACGGGCCAAGCGCAUCCAGGACAUGGAACAGAUGGCACGCGAAAUGGACCAGGAAGAGCAGAAGCUGUGGUUCUUCGAGAACGAGGACAAGAUCGAUUUGCAGAUCGACAGCAAGAAGGUGUUCUAUCCGAAGCGUUGGUUCGGCAAGAAGAAGAAGCCCCGCGUCGUCGACGAGGGUUACAUUCCGCCGGAGGUUCGCCAACGGCAGGGGCAACAGUAGUCGCUGGGUGGUUCUUUCGCUUUUAAGAGAUAGUAGGCUUGGAAACGUUCAAUAAAGCUCUUGAUGGGCACUUAAGUUUGUGUA
Aedes albopictus (Asian tiger mosquito) is the source of this 1548-nucleotide messenger RNA. RefSeq names its product small ribosomal subunit protein mS27. NCBI's taxonomy places the organism in Eukaryota, Metazoa, Arthropoda, Insecta, Diptera, Culicidae. Gene Ontology annotation, cellular component: mitochondrion. The record is from RefSeq and is a predicted model, not a curated record. Bases 115 to 1464 code for a protein of 449 amino acids. The transcript is spliced from 2 exons.